This is a messenger RNA of Colletotrichum abscissum, 2757 nucleotides long. RefSeq lists its product as uncharacterized. The coding region runs from base 1 to 2757 and encodes 918 amino acids. The transcript is spliced from 2 exons. The record is from RefSeq and is a predicted model, not a curated record. Lineage: Eukaryota; Fungi; Ascomycota; Sordariomycetes; Glomerellales; Glomerellaceae.
AUGGGCAUCGGCCUUGAGUUCGGAAGCGAAGGGUCCAGGGCAUUAUCAAACAACGGCGACGACGACAACGAAGAUGAAGACGGAGCCGGAGCCGGAUAUGUGGAGGCUGCUACGCCGCAGCCUGCGCUUACAAACACCGAUCGAGACUCUAUCACGUCCGGAGACGAGUCCUCUCAAGAGGUCGAGCUUGCACCCCGAGAACCAUACGCGACUCUGCUAUCUUCGCAGGCGCAAGCAUCACAUCACUUGGGCUAUGCUGCAUCUCCCCCAAGGCUGACGCGCGUUGGCUUGGUAUCGAAUCACUUGGAUCUGAAGUCUAUCAACCAUAAUAAACCGGCACCCCAAAGCUAUACCCCCUCGACGGCUGGAAACACAGAACAAAGUCGUCAAAGCCGGCAAUCAGGAUCUGGCACCAGUGUGCAACGUGGCGCCAGCGACACCACAGUUCAGCCCAUUGAGGCGCCUUAUAUCCACCCCGCAAAUGAGAACGAGACGGCCGCUCUACCAAUAAGGACAAAGCCCAUAAGAACGGUGAAUUGGCUGCUUCCGCCUGAUACCACCAGCAAACCAGUUCGAAAUGGACCGCGGGCUUCUGAGGUCAUGGAAGACCAUGUUGUGCAUGAUACUGAGACACGGGGUUCUCGUGAACAUGAGCUCAGUACUCAAAAGCCUUCAGUACACGCGCCUCCUGUACAUGAAUCUACGGUCCAGGAGAUUGCCACUCAUCAAGCAACCAAAAGGAAGCAACCUGUCGAAGAACCCCCUGCAGGCGGGAUCGAGGGUGAUGAAGCAAAGCCAGUGAUUCACGAUGAAAUCAACGGAGGGCCUGAUGACGAAGCAAGAUAUGCGGUACUGGAGUGGAAAUCGACCAAAGUAAAGGGGUACUUACUGCUCCUAAGAGGAUUGUCACACUGGAAACAACACGCUCUUGACAAGCUCGAACGAAUGGCCGUAGCAAGGAGGCAUAUUUUGCGGAUGCGUCACUUCGACCCGUGGGAGCUGGUCACGGCCGAAACUAGGAUCCGGGGUCGUCGUGUGUUCACUUCUCGUCUUAUGGCCUCAUGGCUCAGGCGCGCUGGGGAAGACUUGGACACAGAAGAUGCAAGCUUAGCCCAUGCCCAACGGAAUAUGGCCCAGAAUGCCCUCAGACAAUGGUCAACCUCCUGCCUAAGUCCAAUGGAACCUCGUUUUCCGCCGCGCACUGUGUCCAUUCAUCUGCAACAAUGGCAUUCGGCUUGCUCAAGUUUACAGGGGCUUAGGUCGCACAUGGAGAAUCUGUACGAAGAACAUGGAAGGUUUCGGGUCUUGAGGACAUGGUCCCACCAAGCAGCGUCUCAUCUGAGAGACGUUGCUGCAUUUCGCAGAUACCAUAUCGUUCAGGGCCCUUUACACCAGUGGCAUCUUGACUCAAGGGUAGAGGUCUUCAAGUCCAAGCUGGAAAUCAAGCUCGUUCGCAGCUGCUUGUCGAGGUGGCAAAGCGCGUGCAUGGCCCCACCGAUAUUCGGCCAGAUCAACGCCCUCAGCCGCGGGAUUGCUGUGGAUUCUGUGUCCGGCAUGGCCUUGCCUAGACCGCGGCGAGGCGUGACAUCCCUCAUGGCCAUAUCAGAUCGUCUGCUGAAGACCAAAGUUCUUUGCAAUUGGCAACGACAAGCUUCAGUAGUCGCCAAGACGAGCACGAGAACGCGUCGGUUUGCGUCGCAUCGAGGGGCACAUAAGGCAUUGGAAAUGUGGCAUAUCGACGUCGAUGAAAAAAGAAACCUCCAGAAGUGGGUGCAGCGCGGUUGUUUCUACAUUAGUGUCACGCAUGCACUCAAGACAUGGCGAUCUAGAUCAGCUUGGAGGUCAGGGACUCGAAAGUCCUAUGCCCGAUGCAGACAGCACGUCAAAGCUACCUUCACCAAAGGUUAUCUUGAUUUGUGGAAGACAGCUACUCGUGCUCACGUGAACUUGGGCUGGAAAACGGAUCAGCACCACAUUGUAGUGGAACAUGGUCGUCUCAUUCAUAUGCUGAAAUUGUGGCGAGAAGAGAGCAGUCGCGACGGGGGGACGAGUAAGCUUUUGACUGCUGCAUGGGUGGACGAAUGGAAUGGAAUGUCCCAAGAUCUCGCCGUCAAAGAGGACCGCGUCAAACAGGCUUGGUCGGUGAACCUGAAGUCACGUUGGUGGAGUCAGUGGCAAUCAUCUUUGCUGCAAUUGAAAAGCCGAGAAUACGUGGCACUAGAUGUUAAGGAAAGGAACAGCAAGAAGGCUGUACGACGACUUCUGCUGCAUUGGAAGGGAGAAAGGAAUCUGAGCACAUCUUACCAGUCAGCAACACUGAGAGCUAGUCUCGGCAGCUCAAGAAGAGGAGCUGGCUUCGUGGCCAGUCGCACCUCACUGCCACUCUCGAGAGCAGUUCACGAACGGCACAGCGGACCAAGUUUUCGCGGUUCCAGGAUACAAGAAGUGGAGCCAACGGCUGACGACGAUGAUCACGACGGAACCGGGUCUGGACCAGAUACUGAUGGAGUUGUGGCGAAUACGCCGACCCGGUGGACGGGUAUGGCGUCUUCUGUGAGGCUUCCGUCCAUGACACCUUUUGCUCCCCUUCCAACGCCAUUUGAACGAGAGCUCCGAGAACGAUACAACCGAAGCGUGCCUACAGCUGCGACUGGCCAGAUGAGCAGCCUUUCCUUCGCACAGGCGCAAAGGCUCUCUGUGGCCGGGACACGGCGAGCAGCCAGGGAGAAUACAGCGGAUAUUGGCAGAGGUGGUUGA